Messenger RNA from Tetrahymena thermophila SB210, 612 nucleotides. Its product is annotated as transmembrane protein, putative. The record is from RefSeq and is a predicted model, not a curated record. Lineage: Eukaryota; Ciliophora; Oligohymenophorea; Hymenostomatida; Tetrahymenidae. The transcript has 3 exons.
AUGAGUGAUAGCCGCUAAAAAGUUGAAACAGUUACUAAAUUUCCUGAAGGUGAUUUGUAUAAUAAUUAUGACCCAAAUGAUAAUCCUGAGAAAUUUGAAUAUCUGAAAGCAAAAUAUGUAUUCCGUUUUCCCUUCACUAUCACCUCAAUUAAAUGGGGAUUAGCUUUAGGAUCUAUAUUCGGUAUUCACAACUAUAUUAAAACAAGAAAAGCAUAAAACGCAGCUUACUGGUUUGUUUGGGGUAGUGUUUUAACUGCUCUCCCAAUAUGGGGUUUCUUCAUGUUUAAGUACUCGUUCUAUACUAUGACUUUAAGAAAAUUUGAAGUUGAUUAAUAUCAAAAUAUAGAGGAUUCUCAUUUAAUAAAGGAAUAUAUGAUGUAUAAAACUGGAACUUAUGAUCCUACUAUUAAAGACGAAUAGUUGGUUAAAAAGUUAGAAAAAAUUUCAUAAUAAGCCUACAAAAAGCACAGUUAGCUUGAUGAUUUAUUGUAAAACAUGAAUGAUGAAGAAUUUGAACUAGUUCCUGUUUAAAAAGCUGAUUCAGUUUAAACAGAUAAUAAUAUAAAUAAUAAUUUGGAAAGCACUAAUACCAGCAAAUUAUAAAAAUAAUGA